UUUUUUUUAAUAGAAUAAUAUUAUUAUAAAAAUAAAAAAUGAAAAUAAAGAUGAUACUCUCUUUCGAAGUGAACGACGGAGCAGAAGAAGAACCCUAAUUGGGUUUUCCUCAUCCCGAGCUCCAUCCGAUGUAACUUCUAUUUCCGUUUCUCCACUUUGGAUCUUAGGGGAGUAAGAAGAAUUUUUUAUGGGGUCGUUCUUGAGCUCUCCAAGCAGUAAAGCUCAAGCACGUGGGCACGGUGAACUUUCUCAGACAGAAGGCUGCAAGAGGCUGAGGAUGUCAUCAGCAAGCUAUGAUGAUUUGAGCCCAAGAUUGAUCCCUUACCUCCCUGAUGAGAUCUCUGUGCAAAUACUCGCUAGAGUACCAAGAGCUCACUAUCUAAAACUGAAAUCAGUAUCCCGGAGAUGGAAAGCUGCUAUCACCAGCUCUGAAGUGUUUGACGUGAGAAAAGAACUCAAAACCACUGAAGAAUGGCUGUACAUAUUAGCACAUGCUGAAGAGUAUAGGCUAUGCUGGUAUGCCUUGGACCCUCUGUCUGGAAUAUGGCAAAGGUUGCCCCCGAUGCCUGAUUUUGUCUCUAACGAAGAGUCUAAAAGGGUUUCUGGGUUACGGAUGUUGAAUGUGAUGGGCUCCACUAUAAGAAUCGCGGAUGUCAUUAGAGGUUGGCUUGGACGGAGGGAUGCACUUGAUCGAAUGCCCUUUUGUGGUUGUGCUAUUGGAGCUGCUGAUGGCUGUCUAUAUGUGUUGGGGGGAUUUUCUCGGUCAUCAGCGAUGAGUUGUGUUUGGAGAUAUGAUCCCAUUUUGAAUAUGUGGCAGGAAGUGAGUUCCAUGAAAACUGCUAGAGCAUUCUGUAAGACGAGCCUCUUGAAUGGAAAGCUUUAUGUCGUGGGUGGUGUUAGCCGGGGAAGAGGUGGCUUAACUCCUCUCCAGUCUGCUGAAGUAUUUGAUCCAGAGACAGAACUUUGGGAACAGAUGCCAAACAUGCCAUUUUCGAAAGCACAAAUACUGCCUACUGCUUUCUUAGCUGAAAUGUUGAAGCCUAUCGCAACCGGAAUGACGUCUUUUAUGGGAAAGCUGUGUGUCCCUCAGAGUUUAUAUUCUUGGCCAUUUUUUGUCGAUGUUGGAGGAGAGAUCUAUGACCCAGAGGCUAACUCGUGGGUCGAUAUGCCGGCUGGCAUGGGUGAGGGCUGGCCUGCGAAGCAGGCAGGAACGAAAUUGAGUGUAGUGGUGAAUGGUGAGUUAUAUGCAUUAGAUCCUUCUAGCUCUCUGGAUAAUAGCAAUAUAAAGAUUUAUGAUCACCAAGAUGACUCCUGGAAAGUUGUUAUCGCCAAAGUGCCACUUCAUGAUUUCACUGAUACAGAGUCUCCUUAUUUGCUUGCUGGUUUUCUCGGCAAGCUCCAUGUGAUUGUAAAGGACUCUAAUAGCGAGACCGCAGUGUUGGAAGCUGACAUAAAGACUCGUCUAUCAGAGGCUCCAUCGACUUCAACUCCAUCUACCUCGUCAGUUCCUACAGUAUCUGUGGCUGAAACAGAUAUCUGGAAAGUGAUAGCUACUAAAAAUUUUGGUGCAGCAGAGCUAGUAAGUUGUCAGGUUCUUGAUAUUUAGAUGGCAUAAUUAAAACAACCAUAUCUUCUGUGAUGGUCUAAAUUUGCUAUUAUGCAUAGUGAGUUGCCUUUAAUAAUGUACAGUGAUGGUUUUUUAAAAUGUAGAACAUGAAGCGAUGCUGGAGGUUCCAAAGUCAUAAAAUAUUUUUCUUGCAUGAUUGUAUCCUUGUAGAUGGCACCACAAUCAUUUAAAUGUUCGUUUGUCUACC
Molecule: messenger RNA, 1814 nt
Organism: Asparagus officinalis (garden asparagus)
Lineage: Eukaryota; Viridiplantae; Streptophyta; Magnoliopsida; Asparagales; Asparagaceae
Product: F-box/kelch-repeat protein At1g22040
Exons: 2
Coding region: 188-1606 (472 amino acids)
Molecular function (GO): protein binding
Source: RefSeq, a predicted model, not a curated record